UCCGCCUGUGCGUGACCGUGAGCGCAUCUGCGUGCGCUAAUGUGAGGAAACGCUCCGCGAGAAAAAAAUCCUGCGUGGGUGGAUAGACGGAAGAACGGGACGAGGAGAGGGAAGCUGGAUCGGUGCACAGGAGCUCCAUGGAAAACGCACGUUAUGGCCACUGCAUAGGAAUCCAUCGCGACGGCUGUAGGGUGUGAAAAUAAAGUGGGAGUGUGAGAGGAGGAACAGAGCAUAAAGAAGAGGGAUCUACAAUGGCAGCAGAAGAGAAGCCUGCUGUGAAGAGCAGUAGCUCCAUUCUACCAUGUUUCCUAUUUGUGGAGCUGGUGAUCAUGGCAGGCACCGUUCUCCUGGCGUACUACUUCGAAUACACGGACACCUUUCCCGUGCACAUCCAGGGCUUCUUCUGCUUCGACAAGGCGUUCUCCAAACCGUACCCUGGACCGGAGGAGAGGAGUAACGUACCGCCGGUGCUCGUGUACUCUCUGGUAGCUGCUAUCCCCACUAUAACCAUUCUGGCCGGCGAGGUGAUGGUGUUUUUCAUGAGGUCGGAGGGCACGCAGGAGAAGACCAUAGUCACAGCCGACUGCUGUUACUUCAACCCUCUGCUCAGACGCAUCAUACGCUUCCUAGGUGUCUACACCUUCGGCGUGUUCACCACCACCAUCUUUGCCAAUGCUGGGCAGGUAGUGACAGGAAACCAGACGCCUCACUUCCUGUCAGCAUGUAGACCAAACUACACAGCACUGGGCUGCCAUUCCAACCUACAGUACAUCACAGAGCGCAAAGCCUGCACUGGAAACCCCCUCAUAGUAGCAUCUGCACGGAAAUCCUUUCCUUCCAAAGAUGCGGCCCUCAGUGUUUAUUCUGCAGUGUAUACAGUGAUGUACGUGACGUUGGUGUUUAGGACUAAAGGGACGCGUCUGACCAAACCCACACUGAGUCUGAUUCUGCUGUGUCUGGCCAUGCUGGUGGGUGUGGUCAGAGUGGCUGAAUACCGCAACCACUGGGCCGACGUCCUCGCUGGAUACUUCACCGGCGGAGCCAUCGCUGUCUUUCUGGUGACGUGUGUUAUCAACAACUUCCAGCAGACAAAGCCCCCACCCCCACCGGUGCGACCCCAGCGCCCUGAGUCUGUGCUGGGCAUGCCCAUGGUGGCGCUGCCCUGCGUAGAGAGUCCACUUGAAAAGUUAAGUGGCACUCAGACUCCAAGGGGAUCUCCAUUCACUGAGAUCACAUGACCAUCAGCCUCAUCGGUUCCCCGUCCCCCCCGAUGUCCUCAUACCGUCUCGCUCCAUUACCAGCGAAGUCUAGACCAGCCGUCCCAGCACGCGCGCCACUGCGCCGCCCACUCCGUGGGACGCUCCACCGCUCUGCACCGCUCCUACUCGACGCAGGUCUAGAUUUCCUCACCUCCAACCCCUCAUCCUCCAUAUUCCUCCAUGCUGCCAAUAGGGCCUCCACAAACCGCGCAAACAAACCACGAGACACACUUUUAGAGAGCCUGCUCGGAGAUCCCGAACGCCUGCACGAAAGCCAGAAAUCACAGGUAGGCGUCUCUCUUUUGCCAGAGAGUUUGUUUGGACUGUGGGUGGAGGAUUCGCACCUGUUCAGACCUCUCAAAACCAACCCGACCUACUUCCUGGGGAACCGAUGAAGAAGUCUUGAUCAGCUUUUGGCUGAAAUUCAGAACUCUGGCUCCAAUUUUUACUGCAGUGUCAGUUCAUAUGUAAAUACAUGUUUUGUUUUGUUGUUUUUGGCAUUUUGGUUAAAGGCAUGUCUGUUUUGUUCCUUUUUGUUCAUUAGGGUGACCAUACGUCCUCUUUUUCCCAGACGUGUUUAUAAAUUGCGUAAAAUGUCUGGGUU
Molecule: messenger RNA, 1863 nt
Organism: Sinocyclocheilus rhinocerous
Lineage: Eukaryota; Metazoa; Chordata; Actinopteri; Cypriniformes; Cyprinidae
Product: phospholipid phosphatase-related protein type 5-like
Exons: 8
Coding region: 252-1238 (328 amino acids)
Biological process (GO): signal transduction; phospholipid metabolic process; phospholipid dephosphorylation
Cellular component (GO): plasma membrane
Molecular function (GO): phosphatidate phosphatase activity
Source: RefSeq, a predicted model, not a curated record